Priapulus caudatus is the source of this 2421-nucleotide messenger RNA. Its product is annotated as solute carrier family 35 member B1-like. The record is from RefSeq and is a predicted model, not a curated record. Gene Ontology annotation, biological process: UDP-galactose transmembrane transport. NCBI's taxonomy places the organism in Eukaryota, Metazoa, Priapulida, Priapulimorpha, Priapulimorphida, Priapulidae. Gene Ontology annotation, cellular component: Golgi membrane; endoplasmic reticulum membrane. Gene Ontology annotation, molecular function: UDP-glucose transmembrane transporter activity; UDP-galactose transmembrane transporter activity.
UGCAGCCAACGAGGUUUGACCACGUUGUGAUGAACGAUAGCGAACGUCCACUAGAUACUAGUAAUACUAUAGUUGAUAUCUCAUCUCCGAUAACAGAAGUGCGAGAAGACGUUCAUGACACGCAAAGGGUAGCAAUGGCUAGUACUAGUAGGAAGAAACUAGUUAUCUGUUUCGUGGGAAUAUUCUGCUGUUAUUUCUACUACGGAAUCGUGCAGGAAACAAUAACGAGGGGAAAAUAUGUUGUAGGGGACACAACUGAGAAGUUCACCUAUACACUCUGCCUGGUGUUCAUGCAAUGUGUUAUAAAUGGACUGUUUUCAAAACUGAUCAUCAGAGUGACGAAUCCAGGUACUGAUUCAACCCCUACCAGUCUCUUCGCCAUGUGCAGUGUGUCCUAUCUCGGCGCUAUGCUGGCAAGCAACCUGGCGCUACAGCAUGUAAACUAUCCGACACAGGUGUUGGGGAAGUCCUGCAAGCCGAUACCUGUCAUGCUGCUCGGCGUGCUGAUUGGUGGCAAGCGCUACAACCUGCAGAAGUAUGUCUUUGUGACGAUGAUCGUCAUCGGAGUCGCGCUCUUCAUGUACAAGGACGGCAAGGUAUCCAGCUCCAGUGAUCUCGUCGUCGGCGCCGGUGAAGCCCUGCUGGUUGUGUCAUUGACACUAGAUGGAGUUACUGGAGCAAUGCAGGAUAGGAUGAGAGGUUACCAUUCCACAAAAGGACAUCAUAUGAUGUUGAAUAUUAAUUUGUGGUCCACAUUAUACCUGGCAUUCGCCGUGGUGCUCACCGGAGAACUUUUCGCCUUCAUUCCAUUUGCUCAGAGGCACCCACACGUUCUACUAAACAUGUUACUGUUUGGUGUCACUAGUGCCUUGGGCCAGUACUUCAUCUUCCUGACGGUGGCUGAUUUUGGGCCACUGCCCUGCUCGAUCAUCACGACAACGCGCAAGUUCUUCACAAUCCUCGCCUCUGUGCUGCUGUUUGGCAACGCGGUGACAUCACGGCAGUGGACAGGCACUGCGCUAGUCUUCAGCGGACUUCUCCUGGACAGCCUCUAUGGCAAGUCAUCGACUGUGAAGGGAAAGUAGCGCUGCGGUGGUGUGAAGGGAAGAAAUGUUGCGACAGUGAGAAGGAUGUAAAUCUGCGACAGUAAGAGGGGAUAUAAACAUUGCGACGGUGAGAGGGGUGUGGUGUUGCGACAGUCAGAGAGGAAGUAAUGUUGUGACAGUGAGAAAGAUGUAACUUUGAGAAGGUGGGAGGGAAGAGACACAACGACAGUAAGAAAGAAAUAAUGGUUCGAGAUGGGAGGGCAGGAAUACUGCGACUGUGAGAGAGUCUAGAGAUGUAACAUUGCAACUAUGAAAGGAUCGAGUGUGUAAUGAAUGUAUAGAUGAAAUGAACCCCUGAUUGAUAGCGGUGUUUAGGAAUCAUGGUGAUCUCUUCUAUGAUGAGAAAAUGAAACUGGGAAUUAACUCAGUGAUGCAAGAUGAUUCGUGGUCUUCAGACCAGUGAAAUUAUCGCUGCAUAAAUGCUAUGAGAAAUUAUUGACACACUGAUGGUCGAUAAACACAAUCAUUCGUGCGUUAUUUUUUUGUUGCGUGUAGGAAAUUAACGUGUUUAUUAUUUAAAGCCGUAUUAUGUCUAGCUAAUCUAUACUGUUGGCAAUUGAUAGAGUAAAUGACGUACACCUUGUGCUGUUUAUAAAGCUUAAUGCCGAAUUCAUAUUAGUUUGUCCUAUUUCAUGGUUUGUUACCUUACAAACUAGACUUAAAUGUCCUUUGUCAACAACUGAGCUAAAAAAAUUGCCUGAACUUUUAGCUGGUAACAAACCUAUAAAAAACACUGAUCACGUGACAGUACUAGUAGGACUAGCAAAGAUACGUGUGUCCCAAUAUUAUGUUCUAACCCGAGUGACAAAUUGAGCAUGCGUAUGGCCUAGCAUGUGUGUGGAAGUGUGCCAUGCAGCAACCGUAGUUACACCUACUUUGCCAGUUGGGAUUCGAAUUGUUAACAAUUGCUGGUGAAUGAAGAUGAUUUUCAAUUGGACCUUUUAUUAGUAAUCAGCAGUGAAACUAUAGACAACCUAAUAUGAAUUUGGCAUUAAAUUUAUGUACUUUUAAACGACAGGUGUUAGUACUUCUAACAUUUGCCAACAGUGGAAAUUGGAUAGACAUAUUCGGAUUUUAAAUGAUUUUCCUCCAUAUUACGUGCAUGAGUAAAAAUUUUAAAAACUCCUGAAAUUUAAAAUUUUACGAAUGUAAGUGGUGUGGUGCGAGGAGUAGUGAAUUGUUUGUCCAGGUUGUUAUUUUGUGUAUUUUGUGUUAUUGGUUUUCCACGUUAUCAAUGAGAUCAAGAGCGGAUAAUACCUAGAGUGUACAACGGAAAAACGGGAAAAUAGUGCUAUUUCACGACUACAUUAUUCUA